AUGCUGAGCACGUACAUCGAGGGAUAUAACUGGACACACUACAGCUACCUGAACCCAGUGAGUUUCCUAGAGGGGCCACAAGGCAACCCGACAAGCUGGGUGAACUCUCUCCCCAUGUCCACUGCUGGUGACUUCUACAAUUAUAUCGCUAGACUCCAGGCCAUGCCGAAGCAGCUGGAUGAAUUCUUGGAACUGUUGAAGACGGCAGUUCUUUUGAAUAGAACGUACAACGCAGUAUCUAUGAAUCGCUUGGAAGUACAGUUUAAUGACACGAUCAAGACGAAUCCCAUAGAAUCCCCGUACUACACCCCGUUCAACGGCACCCUGGACAACAGCACCACCAUAGACGAAUCCGACAAAACAGCUCUCAGAACCAAAGCAACUGCUUCAAUAACGUCCGUGAUGGACAAAUUCCAGGAACUCUGGAAUUAUAUACAAACGGUGUACAAAACCAAUACGCGGAAAGAGUACGGUGUCUGGGCGUGGCCUAAUGGCAGGAAGUUCUAUGAAACAUGCAUCAGGUGGUAUCUUGACUCGGACCUGACCGCGGACCAGAUUCACAAGAUCGGACUCAACGAGGUGGCACGGAUAGAAGCAAACAUGAGGAAAAUAAUGACGAAACAAGGCCACGGCGACAAAACGAUAGCAGAGUAUUUUCAAAUACUUAUGAAUGAUUCUACGCAUUUCUUCAAAACCGGCGAUGAGAUUCUGGAAGAGUAUAGACGACAAGUAAACGAAGUGAUUGAACCUCGUAUGAAGGACUGGUUCAUCAACAGACCUGGCCUACCACUCAUUGUCAAAUCUACGCCAUACGAUGGCAUUUCUGGAUCGUACACGAGCGGAAGUCCUGAUGGUUCCACUCCAGGAAAAUUCUGGGUGAAUGUGUUUAGACCUAAGGAUACGCCCAAAUACACCAUGAUGGCAUUGACACUUCACGAAGCAAUUCCAGGCCACCAUUUGCAGAUUAGUCAUUCGAUCACAGCAGACACCCCUGACUUCCGAAAGAAAAUGGAAAGCUCUUCUCUUUACAGAGUGCCAUUUGCUUUUCCGCGCUAUACGGCGUAUGUCGAGGGAUGGGCUCUUUACGCUGAAGCGGUGGGAGAAGAAAUGGGCGUGUACGGAGAUGAUUAUGAACUAAUGGGAAGAUACAAUUCAGAGAUGUUCAGAGCUUGUCGUCUGGUCAUCGACACGGGUAUCCACGAAAAAGAGUGGAGUAGGGAACAAGCUAUUGAAUAUAUGCUAAACUAUACUUCGGAAACUCGGCCUGUGGUGGAAACAGAAAUUGAUCGGUACAUAACCUGGCCCGGUCAGGCUUUGUCGUACAAGAUCGGAGAAAUCAAAAUCAGAGAACUAAGGGCUAAAGCCGAAAAGGAACUAGGCCAGUAUUUCGACAUAAAGGAGUUCCAUUCGGUUGUCCUUGAGAGUGGCACCCUGUCUCUGAAUGUCCUGGAAAACAUCGUGAAUACUUGGAUAGAAAACCACGAACGUGGGGGAGAACCACCAGUUCCUUGCGGAGCUUCCGGUUUAUCAACAGUUAUUCCCCUUGUCUUAUUAUCUUUUGUGUCAAAAAUCUGUGAAUAGCCUUUAUAAAAGACAAUAAUAAAAAAAUAAAUAAUGAAA
Gigantopelta aegis is the source of this 1620-nucleotide messenger RNA. RefSeq lists its product as uncharacterized. The transcript is spliced from 15 exons. Lineage: Eukaryota; Metazoa; Mollusca; Gastropoda; Neomphalida; Peltospiridae. The record is from RefSeq and is a predicted model, not a curated record. Bases 1 to 1581 code for a protein of 526 amino acids.